GACUAGUCCACAUGUGUUAACUCAACCAACCACAGAGAAAACAACCAUCACCAUGGCUGUUAGAAGAUCUGCUAGACUCAAGUUAAAGGAGGAAGAAGAACAGGAGCGCUAUAGGACUCCAUUGAGGGGAGGCCAGGCGGUAAAGAGGCGCCUCUCUAGCACUAGUAAUAGUUUUAGUGAAGAAGGUAGUCCACCAGCUACUAGUGCUAUAAAGGAACAACUCGAGUGUCAAGACAUUGUCAGUGCUAGUGAUGAAGAUGUGGUGGCUGUUACUCCCAAGAGGAAACAAACUCGCAAAACCAAUAACUUCUUGAAACUGUACAACUCUUAUAAUCGUGAUGAUGGUUACGAUCUCUAUGAGGAUGAAUUUAUAGACGACAGUGAGGAGGUUGUCAACAAAAAAAAUCGAAGGAAGGAAAAAAGGACUAGACGUGAUUCUAACAGUUCCAGCAGCUCAGAUAUCGGAGGUCGAAGGUCAAAACGUAAAAAAGCAGAAAUGCAAUUGUCCAGUGAUGAAGAGAUUGGGCAAAUUACGAGUAACCGUGGAAACGAACCAGCUGGAAUCAUUAUUUCGAAAAUCUCUGUCAACGAUAGUCAUACAAGAUACUCAAGUGAUUCUGAUGUUGAGUGUAGUUUAAGAAGACCGAGAGCGGCUAUUAACCGAAGCAGACUAGACUCUUAUCUCUCAGAUAGCUCUGAGGAGGAUAUAAAGGUUAAAACGAAGACACGGAAGAAGAGACGAGUGCAGUGUCCGGAGAGUGAUGAAGAGUUAGCAAGUUUCACUCCAGCCAAGAAAUCCCCUUCCAGAGCAGAGAGACUAAAACAAGAGAAAAUGUCAAAAAGAGACACCCUCCUCCGCAAACUAAAGAACAAUGAUGACUCCCCCUCACCCUUGGAGAACACGAACUCCCUGUACUUGGAAACACCCGACGAUGGUGGUACCAGUCAUAGUUGUUUUGAUCCCUCUAAAGACGUCCAGUUUUUAGGGGAGAGGGUUUUGUUUUGUGUGGAGAGUGAAGACUCGAGCGAUGAGGGGAGCGAUUGGAUUGUGAGCGAGGAGGAGGGGGAGGAGAUGGAUGUCACCGCAUUCAUUGAUGUGGAACUAAUGAAAGGGGUUCACUCGGCUGUCUUGAUGAGGGACACACUUUCGUUGGGCUCGGCUAGUGAUGGUGUGGAGGAUGUGGGCGGUGAUGGUGGGGGCGGUGAUGAUGUCAUUGAGGAUAGUGACGAUGAUUUACUGAUCCAGCUAUUGAAAGCUGUCACGAGUGAUGAAAGUGUUGACUUGCUAACGCGACUUCUACCUCAAGCAAAGCCAGUCAUUAACACAGCGUUGCUUGAAGGUCGCAAUGCUCUGAUGCUGGCUGCCCUGAGGGGGGACUGUGGGGCACUCUCACUACUGCUGGAACAUGGCGCUAACGUCAACUGCUCAGACAAUAGUUUGACCACACCCCUCCACCUGGCGGCCUUAGUGGGAGCUGUGGAGUGUGUGGAGGCCUUGAUAGCCCGAGGGCACACUGUGGACUGCCGAGAUGCCAAGGGUUGGUCCCCACUUUUGUACGCUCACUUUGAGGACCACCAGGACUCUGUGUUGGCACUCAUGAGAGCAAGACCUCAGCAGCUGACUGUGUUGAGUGAUCUGCUGAGACGAGCGCCCGAGGAAGGCACUGAAGCGAGGAGAAGAACUGUCAAGGUGGUACGCUCUCUCCUGGUGUCUCUGGCCCAUCACGAGAUCUAUUACUCUCUGUUCAACAGCUUUAUAAGUGACAACCUUUCUGUGUUGGACGAGGACGGCUUUGGCUUCAUGAGCCACUGCAUGGCACUGCUCAGCUUUGAGAACAAGCAGGCCUGGCUCAAAGGAAAGCUGGCCAGACUGAAAGACUAUGCAGCCACUGACCAGACUCACUGCAGCUGGCAUACAAAGGUGUGUCUCACAGACGUACCCAGGGACAAAGUGCUGGAGGCCGUCAGAGAGCGUCUGUCUGACCUUGUGACCUCUCCGCAGAGAUGCUGGGCACAGAGCCUGUUCGUCACCUUCAAAGGGGAGGCAGGGAUCUGCACUGGUCCUCGUAAAGAGUUCUGGUCGUGUUUGUGCCAAGCAGUUACAAAGAAAGAAAAAAUGUUCAAGCUGACAGACGGAGGUCAUCUCAGUCUUCAGCCGUGCUCCUUGUUCACGGACUACCCGUCAGCCCGCCUCUCCCCUCCCCUCGCUCAACGCCACGCCCACCUACUCCACCUCCUUGGUAUGAUGCUGGCCUUUGCUGUCUUCCAUGGCGACACACUCGACCUCAGUCUAGCAAAGCCAGUCCUCAAGAGACUGGUGGACCACCCCCUGACACACCCACAAGACUUGGAAGACAUCGACCAAACCCUCUAUCAUACACUCACCACAUUGCAAGAUGAGAUUAUCGAUGAUAUGGAGCUGUCGUUCACGACGACUCUCCAGUGCCCGUGGACCAAUCAGACGGUAGACGUGCCUCUCAGGGAGGGUGGGCAGAACAUCGCCGUAACCAAGGGCAACAUAAAUGACUACAUUCGUGAUCUAUCUCAGUUUAAACUGGACACUUGUGUUGCCAAGGAGAUGAGCUCGUUUCUGUCGGGAUUUUGGAAGGUGAUUCCUCGGAGGUGUCUGCAGGUGUUCAAACCUAACGAGCUGGCACUGCUCAUAUCUGGAGUGCCCACCAUCAGUGUGGAUGACUGGUACAAACACACACAGUAUUACGGUGUGACUGCGUCUGAUGACAUCAUCGUCUGGUUUUGGACGUUAGUGGCAAGCCUCAAACAAGAAGAGAAGGCGCUACUGCUAAAGUUCUCCACGGGAUCUCCGAAUGUCCCUGCUGGGGGAUUCUCUCAGCUGCACGGGCUCAGUGGCCCCACCCUCUUCAAUAUCACACUCAUAUCAGGCAAGGACAAGAUCCCACAAGCCUCCACUUGUUUCAACCAACUCAAACUUUCUAAGUAUUCUUGUGAACAAGAACUACGCAAUAAAGUACUUAUAGCCCUACGAUAUGGUUGUGAGGGAUUUGCAUUCUCUUGAUUCUUAUUUUUCCUUCAAUUAUUUAUGAGAAUACCGAUUUUACAUUUGAUCACAGAA
Halichondria panicea is the source of this 3091-nucleotide messenger RNA. RefSeq lists its product as uncharacterized. The transcript is spliced from 16 exons. The coding region runs from base 53 to 3034 and encodes 993 amino acids. Lineage: Eukaryota; Metazoa; Porifera; Demospongiae; Suberitida; Halichondriidae. Gene Ontology annotation, molecular function: protein binding; ubiquitin-protein transferase activity. The record is from RefSeq and is a predicted model, not a curated record. Gene Ontology annotation, biological process: protein polyubiquitination.